UGAAUGAAGGAGAGGUAUCGUCACAUCUUCCUCUCCCACAGUGGGCUCUCCAAUUAUCCACACUCCUUCAAUCCUGUGUCUUUCUCCUUGAUUAUUACUCAUGCAGCCAUUGAUCAUUUGAAUUGCUCUUUCGUUGUCCAAAUCCAGUGGCAGCAUAGAUUCUGGGAUGAUAAAGGAAGAGGAAAAGCAUGGGGCUUCAGGUGGAAGUUGGAGAACAUACUCACGUUCUGUGUCAUGGACUGAACGCCCGCCAAGGGCCUCUAGUUCAUCUACUACUUCUAGGCCACAAUGGAACAGCAAAGCGCGUUCUUGUUUGCCGCCACUUCAGCCUCUUUCUAUCAUCCGCCCGAGCGUUGAGGAAUGGCCUAGAGCUGGUUCUGAUGAUCUUGGCGAAUGGUCUAAUAAUCCUCCUACUCCAGGUGGGAAGCCUCGUGGAUCAGUGACUCCUCGUGAGAGCUCGAAUUCUGACCAACCUCCUAGAGAAUUUGAGUUUAGGAAGGACAAGCUUGCCUUCUUCAAUAAGGAAUGUUCGAGGAUUCUUGAUCACAUCUACUUGGGGAGUGAUGCAAUUGGCAAGAAUCGUGAGAUCCUACGCCAGAAUGGGAUCACCCAUGUGCUCAACUGUGUGGGGUUUGUUUGCCCGGAGUAUUUCAAGGAUGAGCUUGUCUACAAGACUCUUUGGCUGCAAGACUGCCCAUCGGAGGAUAUCACAAGUAUUCUCUAUGAUGUGUUUGAUUAUUUUGAGGAUGUUCAUGAACAAUGUGGACGUGUCUUUGUUCACUGUUGCAAGGGAGUAUCGCGGUCUACGUCAUUGGUGAUUGCUUAUCUCAUGUGGAAGGAGGGGCAGAGCUUUGAUGAUGCAUUCCAGCUUGUUAAAGAAGCCAGAGAUGUGACUAAUCCAAAUGUGGGAUUUGCCUGUCAACUUCUGCAGUUCCAGAAGCGUGUGCACGCACUGCCUGCAAGCCCAACUUCUCUUCUUAGAAUGUACCGAAUGGCACCACACUCGCCAUAUGAUCCCCUUCACCUUGUGCCUAAAAUGUUGUCUGAACCAGGUGCAGAUAAGCUCGACUCUCGUGGAGCAUUUGUUAUUCAAAUUCCUUCAGCUUUAUUUGUCUGGACUGGGAAGCACUGCCCUGCGGUGAUGUCAGAUAAUGUCAGGGAAACUACCUCACAAGUUAUUCGCUAUGAGAGGGCCCAGGGCCCAGUUAUAACUAUAAAAGAAGGUGAAGAGACAUUUGAAUUUUGGGAUGCCUUCACUUACAGAAAGAGUUCGGCAGAUGGAUGUGAUUCAAAGUCCGAUGAGGUAAAGAGCUUGUCUUCAGGGACUCACUUAGUGACUGAGUUAAUUCAUCCUUGUCCUGAUCAAAGGAAACUGGCUGAGUAUGAUUUAGAUUUUGAAAUCUUUAAUGGAGCACUGGCUGGUGGUGUGGUACCACCAUUAUCUGGAUCAGAAACAGAGAUAUGUCUUCCUGCCAGAGAGACUGGUUGGAACAGAUUCAGAAGAAAAUUUGCUAAUGGUGUUGUCAAAGAAAUUAUGACCUCAUCUAAGUUGUUUUCUUGUAAAGUUGCAAAACCGAUAUGUGAAGGGAUGCUGACAGUGGGCAUGUGUAAAGAAGUGGAUUACUUUGUCUCAACUGCCAUUUCUUCAACAUCUACUGGUGAUCUGUGUGAUUCACUGGAUUCACUUUCUUCAUAUGUAACAAGGAGUCCACCAUGCGGUAAGAAUAUCUUGACAGAAGUGGCAUGUCCAGCCCCUCUUUCUGAUUGUUCACUGUCACGAUCACGAUCAUCACCAUUCAGCUUGGUGGACUCAUUUUCGUCUUUUCAUGUCAGUAAAACGAUGUCCAGUUCCAUUUCACCAUCUCUCUCACCUUCAACAUCUAAUCAUGCAAGUUCGUGUACCUCUUCCCAUUCAUCGUCACCCCCCGAAAAAGAGGAAAAUUCUGCUAACCUUGCCUUGAGAGUGGAAGGUUCAAGUCCUACCUGUAAAGAAGGGUUUUAGCACAUAUGCGUGAAUGUGAAGAUAGUAAUGCCAUUGUGGAAUUGCUAGAUCGUAAUCUUCUCAUUCAGUAGGGUUUUAGCACAUAUGCUCGAAUUAAGAUAGUCAAGGAAGGCGAGGAACCAGUGGAGCACCUUGAGCAUGUGAGUUGCCUCUCACUAAACAUUUAUGCAGAUAGAUGACAGGAAAUAGUAGUUCAGGAGGAACAGAUAGGAUCCCUUUUAUUUUUGGACUUAAUUGCAGCAGCUCCAAGGAGUUGUGCGAUGGCAUCCCAAAGCAGGCCGAGGUGUUGCCGAUUCUGCUUGUGAGAUGAAAUGUGAUAAUCUAGUUUGAAAUUUAGAAAAGAAUGUACAGGAAAUAAUCUUCUGAAUUUUAAGUUUAAGAAAUACAAGGAAAGUGUUCAAAUUUGCUCUA
Salvia hispanica is the source of this 2413-nucleotide messenger RNA. Its product is annotated as protein-tyrosine-phosphatase MKP1-like. Lineage: Eukaryota; Viridiplantae; Streptophyta; Magnoliopsida; Lamiales; Lamiaceae. Gene Ontology annotation, biological process: protein dephosphorylation. The record is from RefSeq and is a predicted model, not a curated record.